AACUGGUAUUACAGGACGAUAAAAUUACGACAUCGUUAACUUGCAUGUCACAGAAUAUGUAAAGGAGAAGAAUAAAUAUCAAGAAGUAAUUCGGCUAGAAUGACUCAAGACGCUUAACAUUACAGAAUGCCGACAUCAUUAAGAAGUUGAUACAAGGAAAAAGACGUUAAGUUGUAUACAGUGUACGGCAAUAGUUGCUUAUAUUGUGGACUUAGGAGGCGACAGCUGUACUUGACUUGGCUAGACAUCCAAUAGGUCCUUAUCGCCACACAAGCCUUUAAUGUAAUCAUUAUAAUAGAUUAUUUGUUAGGAAUGUAUAGAGCGCAUUUAGGUUUAGUCGUCCAAAUGUCGCCAAGAAAUCUAAUAAAUGACUGUUUACUUUUCGACCGGUAAUCCGAACACUCGUUUCGCUAUUCGAAUCUUUUAUUAAUCGCGGGUUAUACUUCAAAAGACCAAUGUUCCAAAAAUCCUAUUUACACUAAUUAAAAAUAUCUCUACUUCGUUAAAUUACAAAUUCGAAAAGCUUUUUAUUCAUCAAUAAAUUACUAUUAGCGUUAAACGAAAAAGCAUCUCGUCCCUCUUAGCUGUUAAUGUUUGCUUAUCAUCCGUUGCCACCGUCAACGAAUACAUCAACAAACUUUGCCUGCUGUGACGUAAAUGCGCAUGCGUUCUACCUACUAUCGGAGCGACAGCCAAAAGCACGUGUUAGUAUUAAGUCGGUGUAAUUUCCCAUCAUGGUUUCCGUUCAGCCGACUUCCAGCGCUUUUAAAAAAUCUUUCACCGUCGCAGAAAUCCUUUACGAUCGCGAUAAGGCCAAAACCAAUUCUAACUUAUAUUAUUCCGACAGAAGCGUUCGCCCUAAUAACAGAGAUGAAAUGAAUAAUGAUCAUUUACGACGUUCCUCCAGAUUAAAAUUCGGCAUCGAAAGAAUCUUAUCCGAUGACAUAUCACCUGGAUUUGAUAAAGGAAAAAACAACAUCCAACUCUAUCAGACCGAAUUUUACUAUAAUUUGUCUAAUUGUUAUAAUUGCAUAGCUAGACCUUACGAACCUAUCAGAUCUUAUUUUGUAUCGUGCACGCCAGAUAUUAUUAAUCAGUUUACUACUUAUACACAAGCGUGCGAUGGAGGUACUUCGACCGAUGAUGGUAAUACCACGAAUAAGAGGAAGAGAUCUUGGUCUCGAGCCGUUUUUUCAAAUCUACAAAGAAAAGGUUUAGAAAAACGUUUCAUGAUACAAAAGUAUAUCACCAAACCCGAUAGAAGACAAUUAGCCGCUACGUUAGGUUUAACAGAUGCUCAGGUCAAAGUUUGGUUUCAAAAUAGACGAAUGAAAUGGCGACAUUCUAAAGAAGGUCGCGACGACGUCAAUAAAUUGAAAUUGUCUUCUUCGGAAGAAAAAACAGACGAAUAAUUUUGAAUAAUAGAAUUAAAACAUCUUUUUAAUUAUAUGUGAUCAGAAAAAGAACAAUUGUAAAUAUCGCUAAAUGUAUCAGAUCUGUAUUUUUGUAUGUGACCGUUUCCAUGAUUGGUUUUAAUACAGAAAAAAAAAAGGCUUUUACACAGCAAAUAACAUACGAACUUCAUCCGCUAUUUACGGUUUCAAAUUUUAUACUUCAUCUAAAUUAUUUGUAUUUUCACAAUUAUAA
Centruroides sculpturatus (bark scorpion) is the source of this 1647-nucleotide messenger RNA. RefSeq names its product H2.0-like homeobox protein. The record is from RefSeq and is a predicted model, not a curated record. Bases 735 to 1412 code for a protein of 225 amino acids. Gene Ontology annotation, molecular function: DNA-binding transcription factor activity, RNA polymerase II-specific; sequence-specific DNA binding. Gene Ontology annotation, biological process: regulation of DNA-templated transcription. The transcript has 4 exons. NCBI's taxonomy places the organism in Eukaryota, Metazoa, Arthropoda, Arachnida, Scorpiones, Buthidae.